Eruca vesicaria subsp. sativa (arugula) is the source of this 240-nucleotide messenger RNA. Lineage: Eukaryota; Viridiplantae; Streptophyta; Magnoliopsida; Brassicales; Brassicaceae. The record is from the annotation of a GenBank genome assembly.
AUGGUGCAAAAACCACGCAAGGUGAAGGAUUACUUGGAUGAGUUCUUGGAGACGGCAAAGAAGUGUCAACCGAAGCUUGCAGAAGAGUGGUGUCGGCUAUUCAAGGUGGGACUCCGCGGUGACAUUAGGGAUGAACUCGCUGGUGUUCUGGAGCCCCUGGAGUUUUCAUUAGUGAAGAGGGUAGUUGGUCAGGCACUAGAUGCAGAGGAAGUAUGGGCAAGGAAGUACGCAAGAGACUAA